This is a messenger RNA of Siniperca chuatsi (mandarin fish), 5515 nucleotides long. RefSeq lists its product as uncharacterized. Gene Ontology annotation, cellular component: membrane. Gene Ontology annotation, biological process: sodium ion transmembrane transport. Lineage: Eukaryota; Metazoa; Chordata; Actinopteri; Centrarchiformes; Sinipercidae. The record is from RefSeq and is a predicted model, not a curated record. The transcript has 13 exons. The coding region runs from base 381 to 2180 and encodes 599 amino acids.
AAGGACACCUGCGCUCAUGUCACAUUACACAAGACUGAGUUGACAGAAUGGGGAACAGACGUGGUGGGCUUUGCAUGUAUGCGUUUUGCCGGUCAUUGGGUUGUAGGCUCUCCGUACUGUCUUAAUGACAAAAUAUAGGCUUUCAUUGAAAAUCGUGAAUCACUAUUAAGUAACAGACGUUGAGGAAGUUAACUGUGGAUCUGAUUAGAGAAUCAGAAGCUUUAUACCUCAAGAUAAUUUACUCGGCAUGACUCAUUUGAACGGAAUCGAUGCGACUGGUUUAGUCUAAAUUCAACCGGGUUUGUUAUUUUUCGGAUGUAUGCACCGUCUGACUGUGACAACAAAAACCGUCACUUUACUCGCAUGGGUAAUAAACUACAAUGGAGGUCGGUGCCGAAAAUUCAAAGAUACCCUCUGAUGAGAGAGAAUAUGCUCUGAAGCCCUUGGGUCUCAAAGUGCUCGCCGAGAGGACUGCGGAAGCACAAGUGCAGAGACCCACAUGGAGUGGGCGGCUGGAGUUCGUCCUAGCAUCGGUGGGGUACGCGGUGGGACUGGGCAAUGUCUGGAGGUUUCCCUACCUGUGCUACAGCAGCGGUGGAGGUGCUUUCAUGAUCCCUUAUCUCGUCAUGGUGAUCCUGUGUGGCAUUCCUCUGCUCUUCAUGGAGUUUGCUAUAGGGCAGUACACUCGUUUAGGGCCUGUGCAUGCUCUCGCCAAAAUCUGUCCCUUGUUAAAAGGUGUUGGUCUGGCCACAGUUGUUAUCUCCUUUGUGUUCUCCACGUACUACAAUGUGCUCAUGAGCUGGGCACUUUUCUAUCUCUUCAACUCGUUCGGCGUGACCCUCCCCUGGAAGUCCUGCAACAACACCUGGAAUGCUGUCGGAAACUGUUCAGCUGGUUUCCCUGGCAACACCACCCACCUCCAGUCUGCCAGCCAACAGUUCUUUGAUCACAGGCUUCUAGAGAAAACCAGUGGCAUUGAAGAAGCUGGUGGCCUUCGCUGGGAACUCUUUGGCUGUCUCCUUAUUUCCUGGGUCAUCGUGUACUUAUGCAUCUUUAAAGGAGUCAAAUCCACUGGCAAGGUUGUGUAUUUCACCGCUGUAUUUCCAUACUUCAUCCUGUUUGCCCUGCUCAUUAAUAAUGUGCAGCUUCCUGGAGCCAAGAAUGGUAUCCUCUACUUUGUGACACCUGUCUGGAGCAAACUGUUUCAAGUGAAGGUUUGGGUUAAUGCAGCUGCCCAGGUGUUUAACUCUAUUGGAAUAGCAUUUGGCUCCAUGAUUUCAAUGGCUAGUUACAACAAGUUCAACAACAACAUUCUCAGGGAUGCUUUAAUUGUGUCAUUUACCAACUCAUUCACGAGUAUUCUGGCUGGCUUUGUGAUCUUCUCAGCUAUUGGCUACAUGGCUCAUAUACAUAACCUCCCAGUGGACAACAUAGCUACAGAUGGUCCUGGUUUGGUGUUUGUUGUGUACCCGGAAGUCCUCUCCACCAUGCCUGUCUUUCAACUGUGGGCCCCUCUGUUCUUCUUUAUGCUGCUGUGUCUGGGCCUGGACAGCCAGUUUGCCACAGUUGAGGUCGCUAUAACGUUCAUAAAAGAUGAAUUUGGCCCCAACGUUCUGCGCUUCCUAAAGAGAGAAGAGUUGCUGGCCCUGGCUGUGUGCGUCUUUUGUUUUAUGCUGGGGAUUCCUCAUGUUACCAAGGGAGGUAUCUACGUGUUUCAGCUGAUGGACCACUACACCGCUGUGGUUUCCCUCAUGUUCCUGGCUUUCUUUGAAGUCGUAGCUGUCUGCUGGAUCUUUGGUGUCCCAAGAAUCUCCUUCAUGGUCAAGAGGAUGCUAGGAAAAACUCCAAACAUCUACUUUCGUCUCUGUUGGCUGCUGCUCUGUCCUAUGUUGGUGCUGUGUAUAUUGAUCUUCAGCAUUGUCCAGUACACUCCUGUUCACUAUGGGAAGUACACUUACCCAGUGUGGGCUGAAUGGGCAGGCUGGGGCAUCUCACUGGUCUCCAUAGUGUGGAUCCCACUUGGAGCCAUUCAAGAGAUCUAUAACAACAAAGGCUCACUUCUUCAGAGACUUAAAACAGCUUUGAUUUCCAAAAUAGACCUGGAUGCUGAGGAUUCCCUGCCGGAAAAACGAAACCUAGACAACCCGGCAUCUGAAACCUUGUUUACUUCAGUGGCAUGACCAGGAAUACAGCCAAAGCCAUGUCGGUGCGUCUCUACAUACCAAACCCUGUGAUAGGGUGUUUAAUGAAUGGUGCUGUUUAGUGAUGUAAAGAACUGUAUUUACCCUGAGAUACACAGUCUUUAAGUUUCUGUCAUAAAAUUAUAUUUCUAUCCUACUUGUUCUACCAAAGGCCAGACCCUUAAGCCCACUGUACAUUUACUUUAAAAGCUAGACACUUAAUCUUUGCAGUUGAUUUCAGCAGCAUGAAAACACCCCUUUACCUUGUACAACGUGUAUAAUGAUCUAAGAUUUUGUCCACCAACUAAAGGUUAAUUUAAUUAAAUUAACUAUGAUGUAAUCAUGUGCCCUGUCUAUACAGGUGUUCAUUCCAACCAAGGAUUUAAAUUAUUAUUUCCUCCCCUUUGGUUUAUUAAUCAGUAAAAAAUGCCUGGUGUAUGCAGUGACGUUUUCUCUUGCAAUGUGAUAAAUGUCAGUGAGUUCAUGUGGUGUAAGAGUGCAUUACUCAUCUAUGGCAGAGGCAAUCGGGAGCUUAUUAACUUUGACUGAGUCCUUUAAAGGCUUCAUUUCUUGAUCAAAUAAAUCACAAAGGGGCUGAAGAGGCCUGUCCCAUUUGAAAGUCUCCUCCAAAUUCAGCAGGGAAAUGCAGCCUUCUUUGGCCACAACCAGUGUUAUCUUUGUGGCCCUUAAACCUGUGCUACACUUUGCUGUUCUGUUGUUUAAUGUAGCACUCAGACAAUCCUCAUCUACUUGUGAAGUUGAGAAACGUCAAAUGACCUUAUCAUAUUUGCCAGGUGUUUUGGUUCUGGUGGCCAACACCUGGAAUAGACCAAUUAAAAAAACACUGCAAAGUGUAAAUAAUAGAAGCUAGACAUAACCUCUGCACUGUUAUUCUUGAUAGCAGCCUGGCUGUGAUGUUAAUCCCAAGACAUAACAGAAAAAGAGAAGUUAAAUAGAUAUAUUUACCAUUACCCUUUACCCCUGUUGGCUAGUUGGAGCUAUCUAAACUCAGUUGUUAUGAAACUUGAUCUAGUUUCUUUCUGGUAUUUACACAUCAAUUGUCAUUUGAGGGCAGCUGCCUGGGUGCAAAUUUAGAAAUGUUUGACUUUAUGCUGUUGACGUGGACUGCCUGAAUGCAUCAUUAGUUUUGACCUCUGAAAGGCUAGACAUAGUCUUAUUUUGGUAGGAGGACCAAGUUCAGGACCCAAAAAGGUGACCUGCAAAUGUGGGCACAGCUUGUGCCUGAGCCUGAAUAGAAGAGGAGAUGCAGACAAUGACAUUUAAAUGUUUGUGUUCAGAAAUAUAUUAACAUGUGAUUUGCAUAACUUUCCAGUGCUUGAACAACAUUAACGUAAUGGUAAAAACCUUGACACACACAUAAGCAUAAGGUGCAUAAGGUGUUCAAAUAAAUUUUAAAAAAGCAUGAACAGAACCAUUACAUAUAACAUUACGCUCUCAAAUGUGCUGUGUUAUGAUUUCAAAGUGUUUUUUUUCCCAAUACAAUUUGCUGCAAAGCUUCAGAAAGACUCAUUUGACCAUCACUAGUGUUCACUUCAUGUGAUCAGGGCAGCAGGUUAAUGUUAUACCCAUGUGUCCUGAGAUCAAAUGAGGGUGAAUCAGUGCUUGGAUUCUGUCUGAUCUCUGCAGUUUGAGGAAUGAGUUAAUUUUAUUAUUCAGUAAUGCAUUUGACAUUAUUUUUCAACUAUUUUGGAGGUGGUGGUACCUUUGUUCUAUCUAUCUCUAUAAUUGGAUUGGGCUAAUGAGGGCAGAUAAUCUUUAGGAGGGCAACACUUUUCUGGUAAUCUGGUAACCCUCCAUUCGGUGCUCCAUAUUUUAUUGACCCAAAACCUGCAGUUAAUCACUUACUGUUUCAUCCCACACUUCUUAACAGAGAAGGAAGCCAAAAAAUUCACUUUUGUGGAAACAUCAUUUAUUUUAACUCAAGCUUUAACUUUGAGAUGGUACAAUGUUAAGUAAUGUUUUUUUUUAAUGAUUGACCCUCCUGCCUCUGAGAGCAGGAUGAGUUUAUAGUUAGAUUGUACCAGAUCUUUGAAAGUCUACAUUCUGUCUAACACGGGGAGAAAAGGGUUCAGUCAGUGUUGGAACUAUAAGCGUUGGGUUAAUGUAUUAUGAACUGCCUCAACUGGACAUAUGUGUAAAUGGGAAAGUCACACUUUCAUGCAAGAUUGUGUAAAAUGGUGUGCCCUACAGUGCGCACUUGACCUUUUCAGUCUUACAAACCCUCAUUUUGGAGUGCCUUUUAUCCAAAGUACUGAAAACAUGCUCUGAUUUAAAAAAAAAAAAAAAAAAGCUCAAAACAUCUAAACAUGAUUUUAAAAUGACGCAAGGAACAAUUUAAGAUAUUUCUCAUUAAUGAUGCAUGCAUUUUACAACUUAUCACUAUUUAAAGGUCAACAUGCAACAUAUUUGUGCAAGAAACUAAACUGUAGUUUAGGAAAAUAAUAAAUCCGGGGCUUUUUUUGAAAAUUUCACGAGAAGAAUCUGUGUCAUGGAACUUAAUGUUACCUGCCUCAAGUGCCUUUCAUGAAUAUGUUUUAUUUUUAGAUAAUAUAUAUUUAAUUAGACAAACAAAACAUCUAUUUAGGAUGUGGCAUACUGUAUAUGUUGUUUUUGUACGCUGCAUUAUUUUGCUUUAUCAUGAAUUGUAUCUGCUGUUUAAAGUGCGUGGGUUGAUUUAGAAAAACCUUUACAACAUAAUAGGUCGCUGUUUAUUCUUUUUAGUAUUUGGACUUUUAAUAUGAACCAAAUACAAAUUGUAAUGGGCUAUUAACAUAAUUAUGCUUUUAAAACAUCUUCAGUGAUCACCUUGUUUAGAAAUGUACAAAGUCUGGGUUAUGUACCAUGAUGUGCUAACAAUGUCGGUUUUCAUCUCAACCAAAUAGCACACCUUCUGAUUUCACAGAUUAGUUUCAUAACACAUGAGCACAUUUCACAUUUGUGACUCAAUACUGUUAUGUAAUUUGUUACAGGUUCAUGCUAUUGCACUGUAAUUAAGUGACCACAAACCUGCAGUGUUCUCACAUUCACACACUGUAACAGGCAACAUGCUUAUUCAGACUUUAUGCAAAACAACCAUAUAUUUGUAAGGGGAGACAUUUAUUUUAUUUCAAGACUCAAAUGUGUUUUCUCAUGUUUCAUGUUUGUGUUUGUUCUAAUCUACUGUCUUUUUACCAAAUUGAAUGUUGAUUUUUCAUAUCAAUGUAUGUUUCUUACUAUUUUUUAUCAUAUUUUGAACUGUGUUGUGAUUUGUGGUGUCUAACAUUUUGUUAAAUAAAAAUCACUUUUGCUCUGGUGUCAGUGAAUAACUUGGCAAA